ACGCUCCUUGUCAAACUUGACCGAAGAACUUGUCGCAGUUACUUUUGAGGAAGUGAAAGCGUAUUGCGGCAGAACAAACUCUUUCUCUUUCUUUUUUAGACAAGAAAAACUUUGCUGACGGGGCAUUAUACUAACGGAACAAGAAAACGGCACACGCUUCUUCAGAUGGCUGGAGAACCUGAGAAGACUUCAUUUGGAGGUAAAGAUGAAGAAGAUGAUGAGAUGUCCGGGGACAUAACAGACGCCAAACCUGACCGCAGUGGAAGGUUUUUACUUUUUGGCAAGAAGAAUAAGGAUGGCCAGACACGGGAGCAGGACUACUCUUCUGAAAGCCAUUACAGAAUUGUCUCACCAACAUUCCAGUAUAAGAUGAGCCACCGGCGAGUGGGCAAGUGCAUCAUCAUCAACAACAAAAACUUUGAUGAAAAGACAGGGAUGAAUGUGCGUAACGGGACGGACCGCGACGCCGGCGAGCUCUUCAAGUGCUUCAAGAGUCUGGGCUUCAACGUCUUCAUCUACAACGAUCAGACCUGCGAGAAGAUGGAGCGGCUCCUCAGAGAGGCCUCAGAGGAAGACCACAGCGAGAGCUCGUGCUUUGCCUGCAUCCUGCUGAGCCACGGCGAGGAGGGCAUGAUCUACGGCACCGACGGCGCCAUGCCCAUCAAGACCAUGACGUCGCUCUUCAGGGGGGACAUGUGCAAAAGCCUGGUGGGCAAACCCAAGCUCUUCUUCAUUCAGGCCUGUCGGGGUUCCGAGUUUGACGACGGCAUCCAGACUGAUUCGGGCCCGCCCAACGACACCAUGGAGACAGACGCCAACCCACGACACAAGAUCCCCGUGGAAGCAGAUUUCCUCUUCGCUUACUCCACCGUGCCGGGCUACUACUCGUGGAGGAACCCGGGUCGCGGCUCCUGGUUCGUGCAAGCUCUGUGCAACGUCCUGAACGAGUUCGGCAAGCAGCUGGAGAUCAUGCAGAUCCUGACGCGCGUCAACUACAUGGUGGCUACCAGCUUCGAAUCGUGGUCAGAGGAUCCGCGCUUCAGCGAGAAGAAGCAGAUCCCCUGCGUGGUGUCCAUGCUGACCAAGGAGCUCUACUUCAACUAACUUCAGGGACGCCCGCACACGGAGCGCUCCCGCAAGCAUUCAGGGAAAAUUCCGGCCCGCCACCGGAGUCCUUCACGUCUCACCGGUGAAAGCUCCCGCCUCCACUUCAGGUUUUUUUCUUCACAACAUUUGACGGGAUCUCUGUCGGCAGGCGUCGUGAGAUAUGCAUGUUCUUCUACUACCGCUUCACUUUUCUUCCCGUGUUCGUCGCCGCUCUCGAGCCUGUGUACGCCUCGCGUAUCAUACGUAAGCUAGACGUCUUAAGGCGUCGUCGGCCUGGUCCGCCGCGGCCAUCUUGGGACAAGAGACGGAAUUGUAGUGGAUGGGAGGCAAGAGAUUCUCUGCUAAAAUACUCUCAAUUUGGUAAAUUCUUAACAAAUUUUAGUUGAUUAAUCCAUUGGGACAAUGCAUCCCACAGCUUUUCAAAAAAUCGCACCAGGUAUAGAAGCCAUAGCACUAAAUUAAUAAUAACAUAAACAAGUAAUAUAUGCCGUAAGUUGUAUCCCCCCCCUAAAAUAAAAAGAUUCUGUAUUGAAAGGGUUUAAAUGGGUGUGCAAUUACAAAAUGAAUUAAUAACUAUAACCAUUAAUGGCGAUUGAUGUUCAAUCCAUUUCAGCUGGCAGCGUGAGAUUUUUUUU
Messenger RNA from Corythoichthys intestinalis (scribbled pipefish), 1742 nucleotides. RefSeq names its product caspase 7, apoptosis-related cysteine peptidase (gene casp7). Lineage: Eukaryota; Metazoa; Chordata; Actinopteri; Syngnathiformes; Syngnathidae. The transcript has 7 exons. Gene Ontology annotation, cellular component: cytoplasm. The record is from RefSeq and is a predicted model, not a curated record. Gene Ontology annotation, biological process: execution phase of apoptosis; proteolysis; apoptotic process. Bases 166 to 1104 code for a protein of 312 amino acids.